AUGGCAGAGGUGGCCGAUGGGGGGGCUUGCUCCCCACAAAGAUGGUGGCACCGUCGCUAUGGGUCGCCGCCCACAGUGGAGGCCAAGGCCUUCAACUGUGGGUUGCGGCCCACAGUGGCAGUUGCGGCCGCCACUGGGGAGCCUGCGCCCACUAUGAAAAAGGGCCGCCCUGCGGGAAGAUACAGUGGGAGCGUAAAGCCAUGGAGGAUUUUCACUCUAAAAGAGCUCCAGAUUGCCACUGCUAAUUUUAGCGAGGAAAAUAAGCUUGGAGAAGGGGGGUUUGGCAGUGUAUACUGGGGCCGGACACACGAUGGUUUAGAGAUUGCAGUCAAGAAGCUAAAAUCAAUGAACUCGAAAGCAGAGAUGGAGUUUGCUGUAGAGGUGGAGAUUCUGGGUAGAGUGAGGCACAAAAACCUAUUGGGGCUUAGGGGAUAUUGUGCAGGUGGGGAUGAACGUCUCAUAGUUUAUGACUACAUGCCAAAUCUUAGUCUGCUUUCACAUCUUCACGGCCAGCUUGCAGCCGAUGUUGAACUGAACUGGCAAAGAAGAAUGAACAUAGCUCUAGGAUCUGCUGAAGGCCUUGUGUAUCUGCACCAUGAAGCUACUCCUCAUAUAAUCCAUAGAGAUAUCAAAGCAAGCAAUGUACUGUUAGACUCCAAUUAUGAUGCCCAAGUUGCAGAUUUUGGAUUUGCAAAGCUGAUCCCUGAUGGGGUUAGUCAUCUUACUACAAGAGUUAAGGGGACCCUGGGGUAUCUUGCACCAGAAUAUGCCAUGUGGGGUAAGGUCUCUGAGAGUUGUGAUGUUUACAGCUUCGGUAUUUUGCUUCUUGAAAUUAUAAGUGGAAGGAAACCAAUAGAGAAGCUCCCUGGAGGAGUCAAGAGAACGAUAAUUGAAUGGGCUUCUCCAUUGGUGCACAAGGAAAGGUACAGUGAAUUGGUGGAUCCUAGACUUCAGGGUAAGUUUGAAGAGACACAGCUCAAAAGAGCUAUUUAUGUAGCAACCAGAUGUGCUCAAAAUUCACCAGAGGACAGGCCUAACAUGAGGGAAGUUGCAGACAUGCUGAGAGGGGAAAGGAGGAGCAGAGAUGUUAAUUUUGUUAAAUUAGAGAGUGCCAGAUAUGAUGAUGAUUUGCUUCAACAAGAUCAAUCUUCUGAUGAUGAUGAUGAAUCUUAUGUUUCUGAGAUUAAGCAGCAAAAGAAAAUAAAUAAUGCCCAGAAGGUACAAAGAAGUCAGCAGCAACCUAACCAUUAUGGGACCAGAGGGAAAGCAUUGAGAUGA
Messenger RNA from Cryptomeria japonica (Japanese cedar), 1278 nucleotides. RefSeq names its product PTI1-like tyrosine-protein kinase At3g15890. Gene Ontology annotation, molecular function: ATP binding; protein kinase activity. The coding region runs from base 1 to 1278 and encodes 425 amino acids. The transcript has 4 exons. Gene Ontology annotation, biological process: protein phosphorylation. The record is from RefSeq and is a predicted model, not a curated record. NCBI's taxonomy places the organism in Eukaryota, Viridiplantae, Streptophyta, Pinopsida, Cupressales, Cupressaceae.